UUAUGUAGGCACCUAGGUACAUAUUUAACAUAAAUAUUGUAUAUUAUUAAUCAACGAGACAAUAUUAUUAUAAAAUUCAAGUGUAUUAAUGUCUAUGGUGCGCAGUUGUAAACUUAAAAAAAUCGAGUUUCAAUUAACUCCCAAAAUAUCAAAAACACUAAUGAAAUGUAAACAAAAAAAACGUACACAUAUUAUGUAGAUUACUUAUUUAUAUAAAUUAGUUCCUCGUUAAAAAUACAAAUAAAUAAAUUUUUCAUCAAAAUGACUAAGUCAGAAUAUUCACUACUAAAAGAUGAGAUAAUUUUACGUGCAAGUGGAACUCCAAGACACGGUGAGAUUUUGAGGUCUGUAAAAGAAAUAUAUAAACAAAGUAUUAACUCUAAAAGAAGAUAUGAACAAAUUGAAACGAUUGCGCAGCUGUUGAAAGUGUUGGAAAUACGAGAUGUAUUGUCUGAAAAUAGCAUUGAGCCACUGAAAGAAGUCGCACGAAGACUACAAGAUAAUAAUGAAUUACUACGUAAAAUUACAGAUUAUGAGUUAAUUUCUGUAUCAAAGAAGGACCUAAAUAACACAGUAUCAUCAUUUACUGCAACGCAUGAUGAAAAAAUUGAAAGUGUUAUAAAGUUGAAUCCAUUUGGUGGCAAUUUAAGUCCAAGAAAAAAAGAAAGACUAUUUGAAACUAUAAUAGAAGAAACAGGUACAAACUGGCGGGCUUUAGCUAGAAAAUUAAAAAUUCGAGAAUGUGUAAUUAUAAAGAUUGAUGCUGAAGAAACUACACUAGCAGAUAAAGUAAAAAAAAUACUGGAGAUAUAUGAGCAACGAGCAGAUCCACAAAGGUGGUUUUUUGUUCUUUGUGAUGCUUUGGAAGAAUCAUACAGGCGCGAUAUAGCAGAUUCAUUAAGAAAUAUUAUAGUAAUGAAUAUUUAAAAAGAAGCACCCAUCAAAUCACUUCAGCAAUAUUACAGCUUAUUAGGAAUGUUUACAUAAUUUCAAUUGAAGAAGUUAUUGAAUCAAGUAAUCCCUUCAUAUCGAAAAGAAUCCAAAUCCUUUAGUGAUUGAUAUCAAUAACAGCAGUAAAAAAUGCAGAAAUCGAAUUGAGAACCUUACUACCUUUUUGAGUUGGUUAAAAAUUGAUAAAUGAAACCAUGACCCAUCAUUAGAUGUAAGUGUAUGUAUCAUAUAGGAAAUUAAGGAAUAAUUGAGAGAAUUAUAGGAUUAAGAAUAAGGGCUGAGCCAUUAGCUGAAUUAUACACCAGCUUCCAUUAUCGAAUGUGACUUUAUGAUGUGGAGGUUAGCCACACUCCAUUAUAAUUCUUCAAAAAGGCAAUCGUGAAUCAAUACUAUUUUAUUAUUAAUUUAUUUUAGAUGGCUUUUACAUUGCUUUAUCUUUUAUCGUUCUUUUGUUAGCCGUAGAUAUAUUUAUCUAUUUGAAAUCAUUUUAUUGUGUAUGUCACAUUUUUACAACGGUUAUUUAAAUACCUUCUUAGUAUAUAUAGUAGCGAUUUCCACCCCUUGAAGGAUCACCUUAUAGGCAACAAUUACACGAAUUUAUUUAUUUUCAAUUUUUAUUAAGGGGUAGGUAUGUACAUAUAAAGUAGUAAAUUUAUUAUAAGCAAAAUUAUUUAAAUAUACAAUUUAUACAUAAUAUUAUAUUGAAGUUUGAAGAGACCACUUAACGUUUCUGUGUUUUGAAACACAACGUCAAUAACAAGGAAACUACUAUCGUUGCUACUACUCGUCAUACUAUUGUUCUGAUGUUAUCUUAAUAAUUUGCUUUAAAUCAUGUUUAAUGCAGUACCUUUGUUAUGCAUUAUAGUAAAUACUAUAAUAAAAGGAAUAUUUUCUA
This is a messenger RNA of Bombyx mandarina (wild silkworm), 1846 nucleotides long. Its product is annotated as fas-associated death domain protein. The record is from RefSeq and is a predicted model, not a curated record. Gene Ontology annotation, molecular function: protein binding. Gene Ontology annotation, biological process: signal transduction. Lineage: Eukaryota; Metazoa; Arthropoda; Insecta; Lepidoptera; Bombycidae.